Messenger RNA from Prunus persica (peach), 1345 nucleotides. Its product is annotated as BURP domain-containing protein 3. The record is from RefSeq and is a predicted model, not a curated record. The coding region runs from base 93 to 1043 and encodes 316 amino acids. NCBI's taxonomy places the organism in Eukaryota, Viridiplantae, Streptophyta, Magnoliopsida, Rosales, Rosaceae. The transcript has 3 exons.
UACUAGUCUUGUCAACUUUUGCCUCAGAAUUUAAGUCCUAUAAAUAUAAGCACUCACUCCAUUACACUCUCAGCAUCUCAGAGUUCACUACAAUGGAGCACUUUCGUUUCAUUUUCCUUUCUUCUUUCCUCUAUGUCAUAUUGCUGGUUGGAGUCUUUGCUUCUGAAGAUGUAUCCUGGGAGACUUACUGGCAGUCAGCUUUGCCAAAAACUCCAAUACCCCAAGCUGUGCAGGAACUUUUACACCCAGAGAACUGGCCUGGGACAGAAGGCAAACGCACAUACACUGGGAUCAGCAAGGAUGCUUUGAACAUCAAUACCAUUCAAUCCGGGUCUGCAUUUCCCACUGCAGGUCCAGAAAGCUAUGCCAAAGCCGCCACAGGAAAAAUCCCCGUUGAGCAAGAUGUUACUACUUUCUUCUUCGAAAAAGAUCUGCAUCUGGGGAAGAAAAUGACCUUACACUUCCCCAAAACCACAAACAAUGCUAAAUUUUUGCCACGUCUAGUUGCAAGGGCCCAACCCUUUUCAAGCAGCAAGUUACCCGAGAUUCUAAACCGCUUUUCGCUGAAACCUGAAUCAGCAGAAGCAGAGAUAGUGAAGCAAACAAUCGAAGAAUGCGAGGAACCAAGCAUCGAAGGGGAAGACAAGUACUGCGCGACGUCCUUAGAAUCUUUAGUCGAUUUCAGUGUUUCGAAGCUCGGGAAAUAUGCUGAGGUGUUCUCAACAAAAGUGGACGGAGAAAACAAGCAGGAAUAUAGGAUUGCGAGGAGAGUGGAGAAAAUUGGAGAGAGGUCGGUGGUCUGCCAUAAGCAGAAGUAUGUGUAUGCUGUGUUUUACUGCCAUGAAAUCCGUUCAACAAGGGCUUACAAGGUUUCUUUGGUGGGAGCUGAUGGAACAAAAGCAGAAGCGGUUGCUGUUUGCCACAGCGAUACAAGAAAAUGGAACAUUAAGCUUUUGGCUUUCCAGCUUCUCAAAGUUAAGCCAGGAACUGUCCCUAUCUGCCAUUUCUUGCCUAGUGGGAACCUUCUUUGGGUUCCAAACUAGAAAAGAUUAGAACCUCAUCUUGUGAAAACAAUCAUGUUUGUGGCAGAAACAAAUGUGAGGGAAUUAUAUAUAUAUAUAUAUGUAUGAAUGUGUGUGUAUUUGUGUGUACUUAACCUAAGUUAACGGUUGAUGUAGCUAAUUAUGCUUGGACAAUGUGUCAUGUUGUUGGGCCAUUAGAAAUUUCAGAAAUUUCGUUGGCUCACAAACAUGUGAAUAAAUGGUCCAUGUCUGCCUGCCUACAAUAGUGUUAGCUAUGUAUAAGCAGAAGAAAAUAUGGCGUCAAUCACAUUUCAUAUCUCUCU